Molecule: messenger RNA, 2007 nt
Organism: Penicillium antarcticum
Lineage: Eukaryota; Fungi; Ascomycota; Eurotiomycetes; Eurotiales; Aspergillaceae
Product: fungal specific transcription factor domain-containing protein
Exons: 2
Coding region: 1-2007 (668 amino acids)
Biological process (GO): positive regulation of transcription by RNA polymerase II
Cellular component (GO): nucleus
Molecular function (GO): DNA-binding transcription factor activity; transcription cis-regulatory region binding
Source: RefSeq, a predicted model, not a curated record
AUGGAUGAUUCCCCGGAUAUACUAGGAUGGCUACCACAUGUGAAUCCUGAAAACGACCAUAGCACUCUUUUUGAUUUGAUGAUACCAUCUGACAAAACACUUUUCAAAUCCAAGCAUGAUAUCCAACUGAAUUUCAUUAAUAAUCAGGACGAUGUUCGAGGUUUCAGUUCGGAGAAUGCAGCUAGGCAUCGGCAGUCGAUCUUCACAGGUUUGAACCCCAAAUUUCUUGACUACGAUUUGUCUUCUGAUGCUAGUUUCCAAGAGUCCGAGCGCUAUGCCAUGAGUGAAGAACUAUCUAGCUCCGUGCCCAAUCGGAAUAUCCAUAAAGCGUUAUCAGAUUUGGAAAGCUUCAAUCUUCACGGAGAUUCUCAUGCGCCGUUGUACCUUUUCCGAGGACCGUUCGGAGCACUUAGGUUAUCACAGUCAGAAAUGAUUGAGUCAACCACUCCAGAAUCUCCAGACUGGGACAAGGAGCUCGAAAAUAUAUUAAGAGGAGAAGAUUUCGACCUCGACGAUGUUGUGGUGCCAGAAUUGACUGCCAACAACAAUCGGGCACCACAGAAACCGGUUCCAUCACAACUGGAUGAUAUGGAACUCUGUUCAUUCGAGCCACAAAUUCAACCACAAAUUAAUCUCUACGGAGGGAAUGUAGAAGGCUGGACUCUCCUCUCACAUUACAAAGACCGAAUCGUGCCCCUCAUUUCUCCCUUACGACGUGGCCAGGAGACCCCGUGGGUUAGCUUGGUCAUACCAUGCGCAGUUACAACAUUGGGCGAACUGACACUAAAUGGAUCGAUCAAUCAUGCCAGACUUGCUUUGCUGAAUGCAGUGUGGGGUACCAGUGCCUUUCAUCUCGGUAACAACACCUCUUGUCUGGGAAAUUGGAAAGCUUCCGGAGAAAUGUACCUCAGACGUGCACAAUGCCACUUUCAAAAGUGCAUGGAGGAGCAGUGUCUGUCGACCGCGAAGACAAGCAAAUAUAAGGAGAUUUUGAUGGCCGUUUUGAGUCUCUCAAAUGCCUUUAUGUUCAAAGGAGACCCCACCCGACGACGCGCUUAUCUCGUUCAAACGGAAAAAUUCAUUCGUGUGAGAGGACUGAGUCAGCCAAAGCUCUCUUCAAAGAAGAGGGCACUACACCACUGCUAUGCCUUCAUGCGGAUCAUUGCCGAAACGACCUGCGUUGCCGACAGCCCCAAUGUGCAGCUCUUUGAAACAAGUGGAGGGGCAAUCGGAGACAAAAUAUAUGAAGGAGACUUCCGGAUCUCUCCGAAUCUGGUAUUUUCCGCAGAUGCGAUGACCGAAGAGAAGGACCCAGAGAUGGGACAGCGAGAUCUCCACCUCGCAAUCCCGGGCCGCUGGAGCUCCACACUCUUUCCCACAGUAUACGGAGUCGACGAGCUAUUUCUUAUGCUUCUAUCCCAAGUCAUUCGACUUGCCAAUGAGCGUGAUUUAUCGACCAUGUGCAAUAGAACCCAAGAAGGGCGGCUGAGCUUGAAGGAGUUCUGGAUACGAGCAAAGGCUAUCGAGAAGGCCAUCAAUACAUUAAUCUCUUCCUCAGUGACCGGCGAUACCCAAGCUUACCACUCCGACUCGCCAAUGAAGGACAAGUCAACAACAGCCCAAGCAAUGUCAAUGUCCCUCCUGAUUUUCUUCUAUCGCCGAAUAUACGAAGUCGAUCCCGCAAUACUCCAGUGCAAAGUGGCUAUCAUGCGCACCUACCUGAGGCAGAUCCAAGAAGAAGAAACCAUUUCCGGAAAUGGUAGCAAUGCUGCACUCAUAUGGCCAGCAUUUAUUGCCGCAUGCGAGGCAGUGGAGUCCGACCUUCAACUUUUCUUCUCCUCGUGGUUUGAUCACUGUUUUGCCACCACUGCAUUGGUAUAUGCAUCAGCAGCAAAGGAAAUAUUCGAGACAAUAUGGAUGAAGAGAUUGAAUGCAGAAGUAUAUGGGGAGACAUUGAGUUGGCCGGAUAUCUUACGGGAAGGGAAUAUUAGGUUUACGUGUGUUUGA